AUGGACACGGCUGCAUUACUCUUCCUAGCAGGCAUUGCAUCGGCCUUUCCUUCAUCCUUGGAUCCAAAUACACCUUCCUCCAUUAAGAUGACGUACAGUGGAGUAAUAGAUGCCGGAACUACUGGCACAAGGCUGAACAUAUAUGGAUUUCUUGAUGGGGAGAUUAGGCACCAAGGCCUAUUUACAAACGCAUCCGGGUUAGCAAAUGCAGAGAAUGAUGAAGAGAUUAGGAACUCAAUUAAGGAGUUAUUUACACAUGCAAAACCUUUCUACAGUAACAUCAAAAAGAUACCCAUUGGGUUCUAUGGAACAGCAGGGUUCAGGACACUGGAUAAGCCCCGUUCGGACCAUAUUCUAGAAAUUAUCAAAAACGAACUGAAAGACUAUAAUCUCAAAGAAGCCGAGGUGAUUAGUGGCUCUGACGAGGGAAAGCUUGCUCUUAUGGCGUUGGUUCUUUCUAAUAAAGGGGCCGAUAGCGGGCACAAGAGCAUGGGGAUCAUCGACAUGGGAGGAGGAAGCACACAAAUAUCUUUUCUAGAAAAAAAUGGAAAAAUAGUUUCAGAGUCUAUAGACCUCGGGAUCACCGCUCUUGGCUUGUCAGAGCCAGAGGAAUGCAAGGCCAGGGAAAAUAAUGAGCAAGAGCUGUGUGCCAGGGGCAUAAUGUCGAAGCUUGUAAAUAUGGCCGCAAUGCCUUCACUGAACAAUAUUGAUGAGCUAUAUUUACUUUCGUAUUUCCAUGACGAGUUCGGAAAAGUCAUUAGAAAUGAAAAGACAACCAUAAGGGAGAUCAAAGACAAGUUCUACGGGAAAUGUAGCUUGCUUGAAUCCAACGAGUGCAGAAGGCUGUUCUAUUUGAUUUCUUUUAUAAGGAAUCUUGGGAUAGAUGACUCAAAACCUAUCCGUCAGAUAGAUACAAACAAUGGAAUCAAUGUCUCUUGGGCAUCUGGUAAAGGAUAUGAGCUUAACAAAAAAUAUAACUAG
Molecule: messenger RNA, 981 nt
Organism: Encephalitozoon romaleae SJ-2008
Lineage: Eukaryota; Fungi; Microsporidia; Unikaryonidae
Product: Golgi nucleoside diphosphatase
Exons: 1
Coding region: 1-981 (326 amino acids)
Biological process (GO): nucleoside diphosphate catabolic process
Cellular component (GO): membrane
Molecular function (GO): nucleoside diphosphate phosphatase activity
Source: RefSeq, a predicted model, not a curated record